CAAUAAAACGAAAAAGAACCGUCACGGAUGACCAUUUCGUUAUGAGCUCGACGCCGGUAUUAAAUUGUAUGUUCAUAGCGAAAGAAUUGUGUAUUACAUUCGGUCACUGUAGUUGAAACGGACUUUUGAACGCUGCAAUCUUGUAUUUAGUGUAUAUCUUUUAUCGUAUCUUAAUGUAUUGAUAAGUCACAGUACAAGUGUUGUUAAUUCUUGUUAGUCUUAUAGGGAGGCGGACUUGAUAUUGGACUUAAUUAUAGUCGCUAUAAAUUUCAAUGAUAAUUAGACACUGGCUUAGAUAAGAAUACCAAGAUGGCUGUUAAUGUUUAUGCGACAAACGUAACAUCUGAGAACUUGAGUCGACAUGAUAUGUUGGCUUGGGUGAAUGACUGUUUGCAAGCAUCAUUUACCAAGAUCGAAGAGUUAUGCACUGGUGCGGUUUAUUGUCAAUUCAUGGACAUGCUCUUCCCAGGUAGCGUAGCCUUGAAGAGGGUCAAGUUUAAGACGAACCUUGAACACGAAUAUAUACAGAAUUUCAAACUUUUGCAAGGUGCUUUCAAAAAGAUGAACGUAGAUAAGAUUGUUCCAAUUGAUAGGCUGGUGAAAGGCAGAUUUCAAGACAACUUCGAGUUUUUACAAUGGUUCAAGAAAUUCUUUGAUGCAAAUUACUCCAGAACAGAGCCAUACGAAGCACUUGCUAUGAGAGGAGGAGAAUCCAUGGGUAGUGGUGGAAGUAAUGCACCGCACGGCACUAAUGCAAAACGCACUACUCCACGUGAUGUAAAUCCGACUAAACCAACAGCUCGUAUCGGUGAGGGAACUGCGCCUCCUGCACACACAGCUAGUACCAAGUCUAUAAGCAAUAUUAAUAAAGUACCAGCGCAUCGCACACCAGUAAAGACGGGUACAGUUGGUAAUCGUGGAGAUAAUGGAAAGGUGGAAGAACUUAGUGCUCAGCUGAUGGAAUUGAAAAUGUCACUGGAAGGUUUAGAAAAAGAAAGAGAUUUCUAUUUUGGUAAAUUACGUGACAUUGAAGUUAUGUGCCAAGAUUGUGAUAACGGAGAUCCCCCACCAAUAAUACAGAAAAUCUUAGAAGUCCUUUAUGCUACGGAGGAGGGAUUUGCACCACCUGAAGAAUUAGAAGGUGAUGGACUCGCGCCUGACGAUGAAGAAGAAUAUUAAAUUCACUUUUUGUACAAUCAUUAUAAAAAAGAUUAACAGCAAAUUGUCCAUGUGCGUUUCAGUCUCAUUACGUUUGUGAGCCAGUAUCAGUACCCUUUGCAUAAUUAAUGAAGCUACCUUGUAUAGCUAUUUAAGCAUUUUUGCGCCUUAAUUUCGUUACGGAGUUCACCGAAUUCAUUGAAAGUUCGCACGUAAUUAGGAUAGGGCGAGCGCGCGCGCGCGCAAGAGAGAGAGAGAGAGAGAGAGAGAGAGAGAGAGAGAGAAAGAGAGUGAGAAAGAUGAGAAAAAGAUAUAUGUCGAGAAUGAUGCACUCGAAUAACUUGUACUCUACAAGUAA
Nomia melanderi (Alkali bee) is the source of this 1516-nucleotide messenger RNA. RefSeq names its product microtubule-associated protein RP/EB family member 1 (gene Eb1). Gene Ontology annotation, molecular function: microtubule binding. NCBI's taxonomy places the organism in Eukaryota, Metazoa, Arthropoda, Insecta, Hymenoptera, Halictidae. The record is from RefSeq and is a predicted model, not a curated record.